Molecule: messenger RNA, 1593 nt
Organism: Agrilus planipennis (emerald ash borer)
Lineage: Eukaryota; Metazoa; Arthropoda; Insecta; Coleoptera; Buprestidae
Product: ER membrane protein complex subunit 3-like
Exons: 3
Coding region: 688-1428 (246 amino acids)
Biological process (GO): protein folding in endoplasmic reticulum
Cellular component (GO): EMC complex; membrane
Source: RefSeq, a predicted model, not a curated record
GGUCUUAGGACUGACGACCUUAUGAUGAUGAUGAAAGACAGUUUGGUGUUAAUAUGACUUGUAGGAUUCGUGAGUUUCUGCAGCACUUAUGACUAGAACGGCUCCCAUCUGAGUUUUUCACCCUUGGAAGUCUUUUUCUUCCCUAGAACUUAUUUUUUUGACCCACAAAGUGAUAUUCAGCGAUUCAUACGCCUACAAAACGCAAAUCGCGUGUUUUUACUGUAGUUCUGACCCUAUAUCCUAUAUAAAAGUGAAUAUAUUUGAACCUCCCUCAACUGUAUGUGUUGCUGGGUAUUUUUCCAAGGAAAGCGAGAUAUUUGUAGAGGUACAACCCUAAAAAUCAUUAUCUAGCUCGAAUAGCAAGUUUUUACCGCAUUGUGGAACUGUUUUUCCCACCUAGAACUCUGAGAUGCCAAAAAAAAUUUUUGAACAAAUUCUUUUAUUUUUCAUUUUUUUGAUUGUAUCAUAAAAAAUACAGAACCAUCUAUCGGCACAGUCCAUUAACAGCUAUAGAACAAUCUCUAUAGAACACAGAACAUAAAAGAAAAUGCAAAAUCGAUGAAUUAGGGGUGUCAACGUCCUAGCAUCAAUUAAUCUAGAUACCAGCAAAAAUUUAAUUACGUAUUAGCGUUUGACAGUCUGUCAAUUAAUUUGUUGGUAUUCACCAUUAAAAGAGGGUUUAUAUUCAUGAUGGCGCCCGAAUUAGUGGUAGAUUCUAAAAUACGCCUGUGGGUCUUCCUUCCGAUAUUUAUAAUAACAUUUCUGUUCGGAUUACUACGUCAUUAUUUACUGAUAAUGAUAACCAAUCAGAAAAAGUUCGACCGGCACCAAUUGCAAUAUUCGCAUGCGAUCUUGAGGGUGCAAGCUCUACGUGAAAAUAACAAAUACAUUCCCAACAAGGCCUUUCAGUGCAGGAAGAACUUCUUCAACGACAAAGACGUUGGAUAUCUGACGCAGGACAGUGUGACUCUUCAGCAAAAUUUGGCGAAUCCAAAUUUGUUAUUAGAUUUGUUGAAGGGGAAUAUGGCCAACGUUUUGCCCAUGAUUGUUUUAGGGGGAUGGAUCAGUUGGGUGUUUUCAGGUUUUUUAACGACAAAGUCCCCGUUUCCGUUGACACUUCGUUUCAAGAUUAUGCUACAAAAGGACAUAGAGCUUAUGCAUCUAGACCCAUCUUGGAUUUCGUCUGUUUCGUGGUACUUUUUAAACUUUUUUGGUUUGCGAAGCAUUUACACUCUGGCCCUUGGUGAGAAUUUCGACUCUGGUAGGCACGACAGAGCAAAGAACAGUACAGAAGAUCAAGUUUCCAAUAUGGUAUCGAAUUUCCCAAUGAAUUACAAAGUUAUUUUUAAAGCUGAAUGGGAAGCUCUAGAGCUGAUACAUCAUCAGUGGAAAUUGGCAAAAGUAGAGUACAAUUUUUUGAAAGCAUAGACCUAUUAAAACGCGUAUAUAUUGGAUUUUCUAGUGUUAUCUUUUUGUUGUUAAUAUAUCUGAUGAAUUUAUCUCAUAAUCUUAAUUAAUUGUGUGUUUUAGAAAAUACCACAAAUGGCGCAGUAAACGCCAUCUAUAGUACCUUCGAAUUAUUUUAUUCAAUUG